GUGUACAGAAAAAGACAUUUGUGCAAAUAAGCCAGAACUGGGAGGAGGUGUGGAUGGCAGUAGAGUCAGAAAAAUAAUCCCGGAACUGGACUGCGUUGCAUCUGACCAUUGCUUGUUCAUCUUGCACAGAAGAAGAGACCGCUUUGCUUCUGUAAUUCUUUAUUUCCGUGUUCUAGACACUGCAAAAUAAACUGUGAUAUUUGGGGACCAUGGCUACAGACCCACUCUCGGAGCUUCAGGAUGACCUGAACUUGGAUGAUACCAACCAGUCCCUCAGUCAGCUCAAACUGGCCUCCAUAGAUGAUAAGAACUGGCCAGCAGAUGAAGUCCCUGCUUUUCCCAAGUCAGAUGACUCCAAAGGCUCCCCUGAGCCUGUCACUCACCUGCAGUGGGAUGAUCCCUACUAUGAUAUCGCCAGGCACCACAUUGUGGAAGUAACAGGUGAUGACAAAUAUGGAAGAAAAGUCAUUUUGUUCAGUGCCUGCCGGAUGCCCCCAAGUCAUCAGUUAGAUCACGUGAAACUGCUGGGGUACCUGAAAUUCACACUGGACCAGUAUGUGGAGAGUGAUUACACUCUGGUGUACCUGCACCAUGGCCUGACCAGUGAGAACAAGCCAUCCCUGAGCUGGUUGCGGGAUGCCUACAGGGAAUUUGAUCGCAAGUACAAGAAGAACAUCAAAGCCUUGUAUAUUGUGCACCCAACCAUGUUCAUCAAGACCUUGCUGAUACUCUUCAAGCCUCUGAUUAGCUUUAAAUUUGGACGGAAGAUUUUUUAUGUGAAUUACCUUAGUGAGCUGGAGGAGUAUGUGAAGCUGGAACAGUUGGGGAUCCCAAGCCAAGUGCUGAAGUAUGAUGAAUACCUGAGAUCCCUGCAGAAACCUUUGCCCCAGAAGCCAAUACCUCCACGCCCACCUCUGCCAAACCAGCAGUUUGGAGUCUCCCUACAGCAUCUCAGGGAGAAGAGCCCCGAUCAGUCUCCUGUUCCUCUGGUGGUCAGAGACACCAUUGCUCACUUGCUCGAGCAUGCUCUUAAUACAGAGGGGAUUUUCCGGAGAUCAGCAAAUACACAGGUUGUCAGAGAGGUCCAGCAAAAAUACAAUAUGGGCGUGCCCGUAGAUUUCCAGGAGUAUGAAGAUGUCCACCUCCCUGCUGUGAUUCUCAAGACCUUCUUGAGGGAGCUACCUGAGCCCCUCCUCACUUUUGGCCUCUACAGCCAUGUUGUCAGUUUCCAGAGUGUGGAGGAGGUGAAACGUGUGGAUAUUGUUCGCAAAACACUCCAGGAUUUGCCAGAAGAAAACUACCAAGUGCUCCGUUUACUGACAGCCUUUCUGGUGCAGGUCUCUGCUCACAGCGACAGAAACAAGAUGACAAACACCAACCUGGCAGUUGUGUUUGGCCCAAAUCUGCUCUGGGCCAAAGAUGUGGCCAUCACUCUAAAAGCCAUCAAUCCCAUCAAUACCUUUACCAAAUUCCUGCUGGACCACCAGAAGGAGCUGUUUGAGGCUGCGGAGGCCUGAAUCCAGGCCAGCCCACACCUGCACACUGUGCCCACCUUCCCCCUUCUUUGUCUUGGAGCUGUGACCAAGCUGUCUCCAGUACAAAGGGACCAUUGAUCUUCUGGGUGAUGAGCAGAGUGAGGGCUGUGGAGAUGAUGGUGAAAGUGUGCAAGUAAGUGAGCAGGAGACCUGCAGUUCUGGAUGGGCAGGGGAGCUGGUCUCCCAGCUGCUGAGACUGGAGUCCUAACCCACCUGUGCAGCUCCUCCAGGGCUCAUCACCAGUCUUCUGCCCUAUCAGAUGACCUGCCUUCCUUUCCUCCCUCCCUUAUGUGCCAUUUUUCUGCCCUCCUGAUCCCUUCCUCAGCACAGAUCUUUUUGUUCAAGCUCCCAGUAGCCCCAGCUCACCCCUCCUUGCCUCCGCUGGGCUGUUUGGGCUAGGGUGGACUUGCUGGUUUUUGUGGUGGAGACAUUCUUACUGUGAGUGCCGUUUCUCAGCACUGAACAUGCAUCCUGCCUUUCCCCAGGGGCACCUAAAGCAGGGAAAGGAGCAGCAGCCCUUGUGCUUCAGGUAGCAGCAUGUCCUGCAUUUGCAAACACGACUCUAGAUCCCCUGCUUCUGGCAGGCAGGUGAAGGACAGGCUCACGGCAGUGGGCUAUUACCUGUCAGACUCCAAAACAAUGAAGGUGAGUUUAGCCUAAAGCCCAGCCCCUUUGGGGUCACCUACUCCAGAUACUAUUCAGUAUUUGCUGGACUGUAGUGGGUGACUUGCCUCCUGUAGUUAUCUAGCUCAGGUGUGUUUGUCCCUCCAGCAGCACUUCCAGCCUGGCUGGGAAGGCUCAUGCCAGGCCUGACUGUGCAUGCAGGCCAGCUGUGACCCUUUGACAGCUGGUGAGUCUGAAUGGCAGGAGUGAGUGCCUUGGUGGCACUGAGCUGCUGAACACCAUGAGGAUCAGAAUCUGGCCUGGCUGCAGCACAGGGCCUCCUCUUCUGGCAUAUGUAUCUGUGCGGACUGGCACAGAUCGCCUUGACUAGUUAGUUGUCUUUUUGAGCACAACUUUCCUCAGCACACUGUAACAGAGCAUGGCCUUGAGGGAAGGUCUGGGGACUGGGGCUAACCCUCACCAUGGAGUGCACAGGGCCUGGAUUACAAAUUUCUGCCCAGGUGCUGAGUACUCAUGUGCCAAAGCUGUGAGGUAACAGCUAUUCCAUGCCAAGGGCCUUUGCCGUGUCUCCUCUGGGGUUCACACCUUCCACCCUGCCACCUGGUCAGAUGCAUUCUGUAUGCCCUGGGCACAGCUGGAGAGACUGUGUUCUCUGCAAGGCAGGCUCAGAGUGGGGCGGUCCUGGCACCUCCCUGGAGCAACUGCAAUACUGUUACAGCAUCUCUUUUGGCUUUGGGUUGCCUCAUUCCCAUUACCUGAACUGAAAGAGAUCCUUCUCCUCAGCCUGGGCCUGUCAGGGUUUUAGGAGGGAGCUUCUAGCCUUACUUCACUGGUGUGAUUUAUCUUUGUAUCUUGUGCCCUGUGUGCCUGGGCCAGACCUCCCUGCUGCAUCUGGCCUCAGGGACAAAUCUUUUGGACCAAGCAGAACUGUUUUUUUAAAAGCUACUGGAUGCUAAAUAGAAUUUGCUUUUUCAUAAUAUUUUAACCUGCCUUUAAACACCGACCAAGGGUCGGUGCCCUGGUGUAAUCAAAGUAAGUGGCAUCUGCUGCAGGAAUUAAGGAGACUGCUUUUUGCUAAACUCUGGAAUGGGGAUGGGUGCAAACAUAGGCAGCUCUGCAGGGCAGCUAGGUCCAGCCAGCUGGCUUGGAGGAGGCACACCCACACGUGGGUGGGAACAGCGAACAAGAAAGUGAGCAUUACUAAGGCUGGAGCAAGAGAUGUUGUAAGAUAGGACUGGAUCUGAUCCUUUCUAGAUACUGGUAGACUUUGCCCUAUGGAGGCUACCAGGCUGCUGACUUCUUCAUCUCCUUCUUCCAAGAGUAGGAGCCUUCCUUGUUUGGCCAGGAUAUGAAUUCUUUCAUCCUGAACAAUUCACAGCAGUAACUAAAUACAUGUUUUUUGAGGGAGAAAUAAUCUGCUCCUAAUUCAUCUGUAAUCUCUUCUAGAAUGAGUUAGCAGGGCAGAUGGGCUGUGGAGGAGUAAUCUGGGGUGGACUAGUGUGGAGAGAGGUGUACUUGCCCCAGUGUUUAAGGGGCAAGGCUAUGGAGGCUGAUGGAGUGCAGUGCAGCCCCUCUUUCCCUGCAGGUGCCCUGCUCUGUGGAGGCUUUGGUAGGGGGAGAAGGAGACUUGGUGCUCUGAUUGUAUCUGCAGCUGACACUGGCUUCUCCUUCAUCUCCCUAGAGGAAAGGCCCAAGCUCGGCAACCUGGAAUCCAAGUGCCUGCGUGCAUGAGGCCUGGCCCUACGCACUCUCUGGGGAAGGUGGCAUGUUCUGGCCUUGCAGAGCAGCAAGGACUGUUCCCUGCCCAGUAGCCGGAGGAGCAGAGCUGGAGUAGCUCCUCUCCAGGGGGAAAGUGGGGAAUACUGCAAGUGUCUGAGUUCUGGCUGGAGUUUGAUGGUUUAUUUUAGGGGUUUUUUUUUGGGAUUUAGAUUUUGGUUUGUUUUUUUUUUUUUUAGUGAAUUCUUGAAAUGAUGUUUCCUUUUUUAGCAAAAUAGAGGCUGGUUCAUCCCCUGCAGGCAGGGAUAAAAGCCUGCUCCAGUUCAGUGCCUGCAGGGAGCAGAUUCAGAGUGUUCAGGGAACUACUACUGCUCAUGGUGGGAAAGUGCUUGCAAAUCCUGGAAGGGACCCACUGUAAAUAUCCCCUUUCCUCUACUGCUCCUUGUGCUGGAGCUGCUGAGGGCCCUGGAGCAGGCACAGUAACCAGGGUUGCUUUUGCAGUCUGUUCUCCUGAAUGCCUUGUAUUGAAAUAUUCCUCCUAUGAUCUGAGCAAGGAACUGGCCCGGGCCUGCCUGCAGCCUGUGUCAGGUGGGUGGUCACCAGAGGCUGCACUUGCCAAGGCCAGGGGGUUAAAUUCCCUCCUCACAUGGGCAGGGUCCUGGCUGGGCUGGGUUCCUCUGCCUCAUAGAGGUUGGGGGUGGUAUACAGUUAAGGUGCUGGUCUUUUGUUGGUUUUCUCCUUGCUGUAGAGCUGCCCAAGGGUCUCUUCCCUGGCUUACCUUUCAGGUUAGCUAUUAGCCAUUUCUUCCUGGGGGGUACCUGUUCUGCACCAACCUCCUGCUUUUAGCACCUAGAACAUUCCCCUCUGCUAGCCAAGCCUCCUGCUGUCUUAAUGGCCUCUGUUCACUCCCUGGCCCAAGCUGUGAACUGACACAAGAACUUUUGGGUGGUGCAGGGAUUCUGGGGCCAUCCAGAUGCCUUGUGUGCUAACACGAGAGAGCCGAGGGCCAGUUUGGUCCCAGUUUCCUUUUAUAUGCACAGGGGCUCCUGUGCAAAAAUUUCAGCUUUGCUUUUAUUGCUGGCGUUCCCUGCCUUCUUCUUUGUUGAUGUUCAUGAGGUGCAGGCCUGGGUUUUCACGGUUCACACUGUUUAUUUUCUUUUAAUCUGCACCGAUCUUGUAUUUCACAGUUUGCACUUUUUGUAUUUCAAUAAAAAUGAAAAUGUAAUCUCA
Messenger RNA from Pseudopodoces humilis (Tibetan ground-tit), 5105 nucleotides. NCBI's taxonomy places the organism in Eukaryota, Metazoa, Chordata, Aves, Passeriformes, Paridae. The record is from RefSeq and is a predicted model, not a curated record.